AUGGUGGAUCCUGGCGUGAAGGGCGGCUUCGGUUUCUGGUGGUUGACUGGUGAUCGCAGUGAGAAGAGCAGAGUGAGCGAGACGAUUCGAGGACAGACGAGAACAUGCCUUCCUCGACAAAAUGAUCAAAUGGAGCCUAAACCAAUGGCUAGUGAUAUCUCUUGUCGAUAUGAUGUUCUCAAUUGCAGUGUACCAGUUAUACAAAAUGGUAUGAGUAAUGCUUCACUCGUUCAAUAUGGUGCUACUGUUCUGUUUACAUGUGAGCAUACAUACUUUCUGUGGGGGAAUUCCUCAGCUACAUGCAACGGUGAUGGUACAUUGAGCUCAGUGCCGAUAUGUUAUAGGCUGACGGGCGAAAGAGUUUGCGGGACAACAAUGACCAUAACAAGAACCACUGACCGCCGAUUGAGUUACACUUCAGGGCAAGCACUGUGCAGCCGUCACAAUGGCACGAUUCUCUCUGAAACGUCGUUCCGGGAUGGAUGCGCAAAUGGCUUGACAGACGCUAUCAGAGUGGCGUGGAGAGGAUUACCUGACAAGAAUAUCACAGCGUUGACUACAUUUGGUAUCAGAGUAGACCUGUCUCGCCAUUUCCUCGUAGUGUGCGAAUUUCCAUGCCUUCCUCGACAAAGUGAUCAAAUGGAGUCUAAACCAACGGCUAGUGAUAUCUCUUGUCGAUACGAUGAGCUUAUUGGCAACAGAAUUUGCAGAGCAUCUGGUAGCAUAACUAGAAUAUCAAUUCCUGGCCUCAAAUUGAAUUACACUUCUGCUCAAGCACUGUGUAGCAGGCACAAUGGUAGAAUCCUCUCUGAAGCGUCGUUCCACGCUUUGUGCUCGGUUGGUUUAACCAACAUACACGCAAUUGCAUGGAGAGGAUUGCCAAAAGGAAAUGUAGCACGUAACUCCAACGGCCAGGAAAGUGGCCUGGCUCAGUUUUUGCGUGUUGUGUGUGAAAUACCAUGCCUUCCUCGACAAAAUGAUCAAAUGGAGUCUAAACCAAUGGCUAGUGAUAUCUCUUGUCGAUAUGAUGAGCUGAUUGGCAACAGAAUUUGCAGAGCAUCUGGUAGCAUAACUAGAAUAUCAGCUCCUGGCCUCAAAUUGAAUUACACUUCUGCUCAAGCACUGUGUAGCAGGCACAAUGGUACAAUCCUCUCUAAAGCGUCGUUCCAGGCUUUGUGCUCGGUUCGUUUAACAGACUUUAACAACGUUGCAUGGGUAGGAUUGCCAAAAGGAAAUGUUGCACUUAACUCCAACUCGCAAGAAGCGAGCCUAGCGCAGCUUUUCCAUGUUGUGUGUGAAAUACCAUGCCUUCCUCGACAAAAUGAUCAAAUGGAGCCUAAACCAAUGGCUAGUGAUAUCUCUUGUCGAUAUGAUGAGCUGAUUGGCAACAGAAUUUGCAGAGCAUCUGGUAGCAUAACUAGAAUAUCAACUCCUGGCCUCAUAUUGAAUUACACUUCUGCUCAAGCACUGUGUAGCAAGUACAAUGGUACAAUCCUCUCUGAAGCGUCGUUCCACGCUUUGUGCUCGGUUGGUUUAACCAACCUAUACAACGUUGCAUGGGUAGGAUUGCCAAAAGGAAAUGUAGCACUUAACACCAACACGCGAGAAGCGAGCCUAGCACAGCUUUUGCAUGUUGUGUGUGAAAUACCUGUAAACUGUGCUGUACCUUCUGUUGGUAACGGCACUGCUGAUAGCACCAUGAUCCGGUGGGGAAGCAAUGUUUCCUUUUCAUGCAAUGAAGGCUUUUUGCUAGUCGGUGAUGUCACAUCAACUUGCACAGUUCAUGGGAAUCUCACAUCAUUACCGCUCUGUGAAGCUAUAAACUGUGCUGUACCUUCUGUUGGUAACGGCACUGCUGAUAGCACCAUGAUCCGGAGGGGAAGCAAUGUUUCCUUUUCAUGCAAUGAGGGCUUUUUGCUAAAGGGUGAUACCACAUCAACUUGCACAGUUCAUGGGAAUCUCACUUCAUUACCGCUUUGUGAAGCUGUAUCCGGCAACCAAAAAGAAGGAAAAGUCGCGACAGAGGGUCUUAUUGUUGGAGUAACGUUUGGGCUGGUUAUCCUGCUGGGGAUUAUUGCAUUUGCUGUGUAUCCGGAAAAAAGCAAGAAGACGGCAGUCACACUUGUCAGCCGCGUCAAACUCAGGCAAAAGCAAAUCUACAAACCUACACUAACCUACUCUGUUAGUCCGGCAUGUGAGGAUUCCGCAUUGGGACUGGGUCUCCUGCGUCGUUCGGAGGUAAUCCAGGGGUUUGCUGGCUGGUUAGACAUGUCUGUGUUAGUCACCAGUGAGGAGAGGAGGUCUUCAGCACGCGCCGAAUCUGGGUGA
Molecule: messenger RNA, 2328 nt
Organism: Sycon ciliatum
Lineage: Eukaryota; Metazoa; Porifera; Calcarea; Leucosolenida; Sycettidae
Exons: 14
Coding region: 1-2328 (775 amino acids)
Source: RefSeq, a predicted model, not a curated record